GCAUCGAAAUCUGGUAAAAUGACAUCAGAUCAUUUUAAAAUGUGGUUAGAAGAAGGUUAUUUUGCAAACAUUGGUCCUAAUAGCGUUCUUCCUAUCGAUUCAUGGACUGGACAUUGCCCCAAUACUAUUUCGGAUUUAACCCGUCCAGGAACACAUAUUACUACCAUGAUAAUAUCGAAAGGAACUACAGGGAAAAUACAACCAUUAGAUGUUUAUGGAUUCAGAAUUUGGAAAAAUUUUGCUAAAAGAUUUUCAGAUACGGUUUUAUUGUUGGAAAGUAAUAUAAAUUUACAUGAACGAAAUAAUAUAAUAAAAUUGCAAUCUUUGAUACAUAAUCAAUUAUCAUUCCCACGAUAUCAAAACUUAUUUAAAUAUUCGUGGUUUAAAAGUGGUUAUAUGAAUGAAAGACCAGAAGAAUUUGAAAAUCCAGUAAAAUUUAGUUUUGACGGAACAUCAACAAAAUGUGAUAUUGAAGGUUGCAAUAUAUAACUGUAGUAAGAUGCAAUAAUAUAACUGUAGUAAGAUGUUCUUGGUGCAAGAAAUCAUUAUGCUUAAAAAUUUUUUU
Molecule: messenger RNA, 565 nt
Organism: Harpegnathos saltator (Jerdon's jumping ant)
Lineage: Eukaryota; Metazoa; Arthropoda; Insecta; Hymenoptera; Formicidae
Exons: 2
Coding region: 19-489 (156 amino acids)
Source: RefSeq, a predicted model, not a curated record